UCUCAUGCAGAGUCAAUGUCCUACUAAACCCGUCGAUAGGAACAACCAAUAUGGAUCAGUCUUCAGCCAGCACUGGUCGGGUUCUGAGCCAAAUCAUUAAUCAUAUUGCAUUGCCCCCCAAGCUACCUGGUCGUCGCGAAGAUAACCUUGCUUUUAUCGAUGAGAACCUAGCAAAACGAUUGCGCGAUUCCUGCCGAAUUUUGAGGGACUACACCCGCGAUGAGAUCAGUCAUCAAUGGGAUACUCUGUGCAGCAUUCUUCAAACUUGUCGGAAGCUGAACACUGGGGGUAGACUGGAGAACUCGAGAUUGUUGACCGAGUUUGCUCUGCUUGAGAGCAGACAUCUGUUGAUUCUUCAUGUUACUGAGCAGAAUGCUGGACUUUUGAUUCGUCGAGAUGUGGUGGACUCGGAUGAGGUCGUUGUCUUCGAGGCAUUCGAGGUAUCCUCUACCGCAGAGGCAGCCCUUAAAACACCCAACGCCCUGGUUUGGAAUUUCCCAGGGUGUGCUGUUGCCUUGCCAUACAGCGAAUUCCGGCUUGAUUCUUUUCAGCAGCCUUUGGCAUUUUUCCUUCAACAAGCGAGUGUUGAGUCCAUUAAGAAUUUUGCAGUUCGUGCGGACAAGGCUGGGUCAUCAGCCGCGGAAACACGAGAAACUGUCAGCCCAAUUUUGAUCACUGACAUGCUCAUGACUCUUAUUGAAGCAAACGGACGCCGCCUCACCCCAAUACUUCUGCAGAAGCGUGUCAGAGACGAGGUAGAUUGGCAAGAUCGUUCAGAGUGCCCGUGGAGACGGAGUCCGUAUUGGCUGUUGCUGAGAGUUGCAGUACAGAGACAUUUGUAUGCACUCUAUGGAGCGGAGAUCGGACGAGUAUACUACAAAUUCCUCAUCUGUAUUGUCUUAAGCGAACUUAUUCACGACGCUAUUGACUCUACAGACCCUGGACUUUUACAACUACUGAGAGCAAAGCUGUCCCGUCGUCUGACAAAGUUGGAGGUUGACAAAGGCAAAGGCUCCCAGGAUCUGCGAGAUGCAACUAUAUCCAUGUUCACCACUUUUCGUCCAGUAUUUGACAAAAGCCUGGAAAAAAUUUCACAAGCAAUAAACCAGACCUACGAAGCUUUCAAGCGAAAGGUUCAAAAAACAAUCCCUAGAAUAAGACGAGAUGCCGACGCGCGAGAUAUCACCCUGUCACUAUCAAGCAGUGGGGCUUAUCUUGAUAGUUUAUUAUCGUCCUACAGAGCAACGACGAAUACUGACUUUUCGCGGCCAUUGGCAGAUCCAUCCCCUGCCGAUUUCUCCAAGGAAGGGACUGCAGCACAAUUCCAAAAUUUCUCGGCGCGGUAUUGCGAACUAUUUGAAUUAGAAGAAGAGGCCAAGGAACUACGCUACGCAGACAAGAAUAAUCAGAAUGACCCUAGUGCAUCCUGCAUUGAUCUGGCAAAUAAGAUAAACCAUUACCUGGAUACCGUUGGCAAUGCUUACCACAACACCCCGGAACAGAAAAGCGUUAUGAUACUUACGGUUAUGAGGUUGUGGAUGCUAAUGGAUAUCAGUGUAACUGAAGCCUUUCCUUUGUUGAAGGCUUACCACCCAGGAAUCCAUCCAGGGUCCCUUGAUGUCCUGCACUUACCGCACUACAUUGAUAUGUUGCAUCUCAACAGCAUACAGUCAUAUUUGAAUCGUCGCCGAAGUUCGUCUCAUGGCCGAACAAUUUUCGAAAAUCCAUCUCAAGGUUGCUUUGCCGAAAGAUACUUUGAUGAAUCAGAAGAUUCUCAAAAAAUGCACCAAACUCGCGCUGACAUUGAAUAUUCGGCGGAAGGGCUGCGUCUGGCAAAAUUAAAAGAGUGGGAAGAGCUUUCGGUCGAAUAUGAGGAUCUCCAGCAUCAGAUUGCUAGGGCUUCAUGUAUCUACAUUACAGAUGACAGAUUCGGAACGAUACACGAUGACAAACACUGCACCAAAUGUUACCUUCAGCGUCGCGCUCGUCGCAUGAAGAUCGGGGUUGUGGAGCAUCCCUUACCAGACGACGAGGUUAGCGCAAAGGCUGUCAUUUUCGAGCUUCUGUGCCCCAACGCUAUACGUGCAUAUCGGAAUGGAACGUGGAGAAUCAUCGGAGAAGUGGGCCAGCCAUCUCGUAUUAAAGGGAAAGAACCUCUACAAGCCUUGUUUGACUAUGGCCCUCUCCAGCCAUUUAUCCGUGGGAGAUACAAGAGCGGAGUGUCACUUGCUUCUGUUACAAAAUCGUUCCUCUUAACGCACUACAAAGAAGUUAGACUACCCAUCGAUCAAGACAGUAUUUUCCUUCCCAAUGGAUUUAAACUGCGAUAUUAUGAUAGUCAAACCGGUGUGUGGACUGGGAGUCAGACAUUUGUCCCAUCUUUUCUUCACCAUUGCCACAUGAGUAUCCCGGCGACAUCCCCAUUUCUGGAACUGCAGCAAUCUCUCAAAGCAGCUUCUGCGACAAGUGGACCGACUUCAUAUGAGGUGGUAGCUAGCCAAGGAAAAUGCCCAUCAGGAUUAAAUGUCCAUGAGUUCACAGCCUACCAAAACUUGUUCGCCGGACACUCGCGAAGGUGGCCAAAUAUCUUGAUUGAACUGGGAGCUUCUAAUUUAAACUUCAGUACAGAGGCAACAGCUUUGCUUUUAUCGUAUCUGACAGUUCAGGCUGGACCAGCAGAUAGCAACGACCCACUUCGUGAAGCUCACAAAAUAUUCCGAGACAAAACAUUCUGUGAAACACUGAUUCAUCAAAUCACAAAGCGACUAGAAAAUAUCUCAGGAAACUGGCGUGAAACAAAUUGCAUGUCAAUGCUUCUGACACUGAUACUUCGCCUUUACGCUAUAGGCCCAGGAAGUGUUCGUGCCAAUGCAUUGAAUCUUGUUGGAAUUGUCCGCGAAACCACUUUUAAUUGGAUCAGAGCCUUACGUCUGGAGUCAACUAGAACUAAUAACUCGGAGAUAACCCAUGCCGCGUCUAUGUAUGCUUUUAUUGUCGCUCUCAUUUGCAAAAGAACGUUUAUUUAUAUUGAGAACAAAAUGAUGGAUUCAUCAACACUGUCAUGUUUCAUUGAAUGUUCUAUCACUUUACAGGAUAACAUGAUCGGCGAUUUGGAAAUGCUACCUCCAUAUUUGUGGAAUAGUCUGAUCAACGAUGUCAAAAUGGUUCACAAUAUGAGAGAUAGACUCAGAAGUUUAUUCUUGCUUUCGCCGGGGUCUUUGACUACGGCAAUAAAAUCUACCUGGUUACAGCGGAACGAGGAUGAAAUGUCGUUUCUGACCAAAAUGGAGCCGGUCCAGCACGACUGCAAUUGGUGGUUUCGAUCGGACUUUCGUGCAUCAGCCCAUUCUCGUCCACAAACUUUGCAUUAUCAUCUCCUCGCCGGGCAUUUGCUCAUUGACGGAGCCCCAAUUGGAAAAUUGCCUUCGCAGUACAGGUCUCUGUUAGUUUUUGAGAGACUUUUUGGAAAGCAGCCAGUUGUUGUGAUCCCUUCUGGACUCCCUGGAAUGACAUAUAUGGUUCCAUUUCCAAUGGAAAAUCACCAAAUCCACAUGGGAUUCCGGGAUAAGCGAGUGUUUAUGCGAGCAUGCUUUGGGAAUAACAUACUUGAGCUUAUUUCCCCAAGUCUUUUCCAUGGCUCAUCUGGAUUAGACUUGCCAGCCGACUUGAUAGAGAACUGUCUCCACUGGUUGAAUUUGAAUACUGGUGUUAUAGAAAUUAGAAAAGCUCCUGAUAUCUGGAUUUCGAAAUUUACAUGCUGGCGGCUGGAUGUUCCAAGACGGAUUGCCAGGAGGAAAGACAAACACACUUUAGUGGAUCCUCGCAGCCCAACAUUUGUACGAAUUGCGCGCAUUUUUAAAGACUUUGAGCCAAGUAACAGGGUUACCAUGUUUCAGGCUGAAAAAGGGCUCAAUAUUGAUUUGCGCCGUCUGGAGCUAUCUUUCUGGGUUGCAAAUGGUCUGCUACGUUGCAGGCAAUUGGGUUCGGAAAUCGACCCUAACCAGGAUGCUGGAACAAUGUAUGGCCUCCAGAGUAAACUUGUCAUACGUGACAUCAAAAACCCAAAUAAGAGAAGCAUACUUGUUCCUUUGGGAGAUAUAGAAUACGACUUGAUCGGUAACGAUGUCUCUGUGACGGUAAAAAAUCAAGGUGAUUAUGGCCGCUUUCAGAUCAACGACAUGCUAGGCAGACUCGAUUGUCCAGCAGAACCAAGACUAUUAUAUUUCAAGGCCCAGCUACAUGCGUACACCUCCCUAGUGGUUCCGGAUCCCCUCACUGGACGCACCGGAUCUGAGGAAGCAUUGCAGUUUUUGAGUUCUGGGAUCUGCCAACCCUGGGCGCCGAUUAGUCAAGGACCUGCCAGAAUCCUUCUUUCGAUAUCCAGAUUAUCACCUAGAAGAGGUUCCUAUCAGGGACUGCGCACUAUGCAGACUGUGGAUUGGGACCCAAAAUUGAGCACAGACAUUCAGAAGGACGAAUUCAGGAAGCUAACACAUAGUCUAUUUGAGAAGUCGAAGAUCCUCACUAUGUUCCAUCCGCGAAAAGGAGGAGACAUUUCCACGGAAAACGAAGAUUUCGAUCUGGAGUGUGACCAAGACCAGUUGCAUCUUCAAAAUCGUAGUAUUUGGCGACGGAGGCUGUAUGAGCGGACUUUCGAUGUCUGUGCCACCACCGCAGCCCCUCAAGAUAUCAUCUAUGGUUCUCGCGAUCGGGAUAUUUCCAGCCAAGCGCACCUCAACGUUUAUAUCGCAACAACCUUGCUACGCAAUUGGCACCAGAGCACAUUUUACACUAGUUCUUUGUCAUCUAUAUUUAGUAAUUGGUCGAAUAUUGGAGGAUUCGACAAACAAUUUAGCGACAUACUACUGAGCGAUCAAUUGAACGUGGACCUAGCUAAGGAAUUCGGCGCCUUGGUUAAACUCGGACGAAAUAGUAAACGAAACAACACCUACAAACUGAUGUUCCUGUUCGGCAGUAUAUCGUUUAAAGACAACGUCGACAUGUCUCUUGUUCGCACUCUGAUCUCCUUCGUCACCAUUGAUGAUCUGAAAGUAUUAGAGCCUCCCUCAUGGCCCUUAUACUCGUAUUUCCGCCCGGGCGACUUCCCGACGAUCUACUAUCUGAAGCGGCUGAUCGAGCCAUGCCGAGUUCCUUACCCAGAUGAUGAGCGCAAGACUUUCGGAACUUCGCUUCAUUCAAAGGUUCGACGUAAACUGGAGGCGGCAGAGCGCGAGUAUCAGAUAAACGUCGACUCAGACUGCGAAGAGUUCAUUGAAUCUUUGCUGAAGCAAUGGCCAUGCCGAGAGCCUGACCUUGAAACACUUGGAAAUGUUUUACUGAUCGAUAUUUCUCGUGCUUUGGAUAUAAUAAAACCAGAAUGGCUCCGAAUGUUCCAAAAUUAUGAACUGUCCCAAUAUGUUGAGCGAAUCCAAAAGGUGUUGAACGACAGAUCAGGCAGUUUCCAAGUUGUAGUACCACCUUACAAGUCGACAGAGGAGAUAACUUACCUCACACGAUUCCGUGGUAGUGAAGUCCCGGCAUUAUACGAUCUUUUGUCAAUGAAUGUACAACAGCCGUUGGGACUUGAUAAAAUCAAAGGACAUACGUUCUCCCACGUACCCGACAGAAAAACCGUCAACAGCGCAUUAAACCCGGAGUUAAUUGAGCUUCAAAAUAUAAUCAAAGAAUUGAGCGGCUCUACUUCAACAGUUGAGAGAACUUACGCCGAGGACCUCAUGAGGAGUCUGCGUUCGUUGCAUGAUAAAUUUGUGAAUGCUACUGACAUUGCCACAAAUUCAGCUGUCAUGCCAUACGCCCCAGCCGUGGCCAAGGAGUCCUUUCAGUUCACACAAUACAUGCAGUCUUGUUUCCAUGGUCUGGACCAACUUUUACAAGACGACUAUCGGUCGGGAUGGCUGCUAAAAGGCGGAUUGUGGCCUUGCAUUACACCCGUCAAUCUAUUGAGAUGCCUGGCAUCUGAGCCACAGAAUGGAUAUGGUCCAGGGAUGAAAGAGCGGCUAAUUAGGUACGGGGAAGCAGUGACAUGGACCCAGCGACUCCUGCGACUGGAAGAUUCUGUUUUACGACAGGAUGACCAACGUGUACGAGAAGAGAUGAUGAAUACUGGCCAUGAAAAUUGGGACAUAUUCGAUCAUCCACUAUGGCUGCUUCUCGAGAUCGAGUCAAAUAUUCUGAUUCGUAAGGACCAGAUCGAUGUUGCUUUUGCUACAAUGAAUCCCUCAUCAGGUUCAAAUUCGGUUCUUCAAAUGAAUAUGGGUCAAGGGAAAACAUCCUGUAUUAUGCCUAUGGUUGUUGCAGAGUUAGCAGACAAGGAGAAGCUAGUCCGAGUCAUAGUGCCAAAAGCGUUACUCCUGCAGACCGCACAGUUGAUGCAAUCUCGAUUGGGUGGCUUGUUGGACCGUCAAGUGCGACACCUUCCAUUUUCCAGAAAGACCCCAACCAAUGAAGACACUAUUCAGACAUAUAGCAGAGUUCAUACGGAAAUGAUGAGAAGCUCAGGUGUGAUGAUUGCUUUGCCCGAACACAUCCUUUCUUUUAUGCUUAGCGGAUUGCAAAGGCUUUCGGAUGGCCGACACAAAGAAGCCUACACGAUGAUCAAAACCCAAAAUUCCCUUCGAAAGGUGUGUCGAGAUGUUUUAGAUGAGAGCGACGUCACACUCAGCACUCGUACUCAGCUCAUAUAUCCUUCUGGCACGCAGGCUAGUGUGGAUGGGUACCCAUAUCGUUGGGAGACAUCUGAAAUGAUUUUAAGACUUGUUGCCAGACAUUUAUGGUAUCUUCAGAAACAUCUAUCCAGAAGCAUAGAGGUAUACGAGCGGCCGCAGGGUGGGCUUCCUCUAGUGUUCUUUCUAAGAAGCGACGCAGAAGACGCGUUAAUCAAAUUGCUGGUUGACGACGUCAUCCGUGGAUACAUUCCUGCAUUGUCAAUGAGAGGCAGAACUGAUGCAGAUUGUUUGGCAAUCAAGAAAUUUAUCUCAGACCCGAGUAUUGACUCCUCCACCAGGAGCAGGAUCAACAGAGUUUUCGGAGAACAAGGAAGUGCAAAGCAGACUCUGUAUCUCUUGAGAGGUUUAUUCGUUCAUAGGAUACUUUUGCUUACGUUGAAAAAGCGUUACAAUGUUCAAUAUGGACUUCAUCCAGAUAGAGACCCAAUCGCUGUGCCUUACCAUGCCAAAGGAGUUCCUUCAGAGCAGGCCGAAUGGGGGCAUCCAGAUGUUGCAAUUUUAUUCACUUGUUUAUCGUUCUACUUCGGCGGUCUCGAAAUCCAGCACUUGCGACAAAGUUUAUCUCACGUUCUUAAAUCGGACGAUCCAGCCAGCGGUUAUGACAAGUGGACCGAGGGCUCAAUGACACUCCCAGAUUCUCUCCGUGAAUGGAAUAAUAUCAACAUCGAUGAUGAGGUUCAGCUGCAUGAAAUAUGGACCCACUUACGUUUAGACAUGAGUGUGAUUGACUAUUACCUGAAUCACUUCGUUUUUCCGAGACACGCAAAACAAUUCGAUGUUAAACUACAAGCUAAUGGAUGGGAUAUCCCGUUGUUUUCGACACGCUCCUCGCCGCGUAAUAUUACAACGGGGUUCAGUGGAACAAAUGAUAAUAAAACGAUGCUGCCACUCACUAUCCAGCAACGAGAUCUUGAUGCAUUGUCUCAUACGAAUGCCGAGGUCCUUACGUAUUUACUACAACCACGAAAUAGAGGGUUCGUUGUUGCCUCGGACGCUCUUGGAAAACGUAUAAAUGAAAGGAAUAUACUAAACCUAUUGUACGAUUUAAAGUUGAGAAUUUUCAUUGAUGCGGGUGCCCAGAUUCUCGAGAUGGAUAACCUCACGCUAGCGAAGACUUGGCUUACGAUCUACAAGGAAGCACCAGCUGCUGUUUACUUUGAUUCUGAGAAUCGGCCUUUCGUUUUGUAUAAGCAAGGGAACAGACUACCUUUGUCAGCGUCAUCGUAUGCAGACAACCUCAGCGAGUGUCUGAUUUACCUCGACGAAGCUCAUACUCGAGGUACCGAUUUGAAGCUCCCGGCUGAUGCGAGGGGUGCACUCACGCUGGGUCUAGGACAGACAAAAGACCACACUGUUCAGGGUAAGUUUCCAUUAGCUCAUGUUCCUGCUAUGAGAUUGAGGCAGCUAGCAACGACCCAAUCAGUUACCUUCAUCGCUCCUCCUGAAGUUUAUCACAGCAUUCUAGACUAUCGGGAAAAGACAGUCGGACAAAGGAUAGAUUCCCAUGACGUGGUAUCGUGGCUAUUAAAACAGACUGCCAGUGGAAUCGAGCAGAUGCAGCCCCUCUACUUUGCGCACGGAAUGGACUUUUGUCAGCGAAUUGAGGCAACUUCACGGUAUCCAAACUUCCUUAGAAGCGAGGGCCAGAGGGAUGAAUACUUGCGAGUCCUACGACAAGCUGAAAAGCAAACCCUUGAGCAGCUGUACGCUCCCAAGACUCAAAGGUCUGGAAGUCCACUUCUGGGAUCAGGAACAGUUAGCAAAGAAAUCGCUGAGUUCAUAAAAGAACUCAAAUCUCGCCGCAAGGCAUUCCGGGAUUCGGGCUCGGCGGUUCAUAGUUCUGCACUCCAAGAGGUUGAGCAGGAGAGAGAAGUCGCGUUUGAGGUAGAGGCAGUCCGUGAAGUUCAAAAGCCGGUUAAGUUCCAUCCAUUGAAAUUCCCUGGUCUACACUCAGAUAUCGUUCGCUUUGUCGAGACUGGUAGGCUGGCGUUGGAAUCAACAGGAGUUGAAAAAGCUUUCAUGGCUUUGAAACGCACUUCAAUUGGUAGAAAGUACGGUAUUACUAGUCAUGCCACCAACACGCAGUUAUAUGUGUCAAAUGAAUUUAUGAGAACCGUCCAGCUCCCCGAAAAUCAGCCUAAUGAUAAUCUGAUUCGUCCAGUAACAUGGAUUUUGUGGAGCAUUGUCACGCAGAAAGCCAUUGUUAUUAUUCCCGAAGAAGCGGAAAUAAUCAUUCCUCUUUUGCUUCGAAACAACCCCCCCUCUGGCAUAUAUCUGCUUACAUAUUCCGCCCCUCUCACACGUACCAUGGCCCAUUUCAGUGAUCUUUCCUAUUACUCUAUCCCAUCUUUACCCAGUGGCUGGCAACCGCCUGUUUGGCUGAAAGUCGAGCUGGGGAUUCUAGCAGGUAGAGUCUAUUUCGAGUUUGAUGAAUACCCGUCCAUUUGCGAUUUCCUUGGGAUAAGAGUGGAUCAGAAGGUCCAGGAAUCUACGCCUAUUGAGAUGUUGGAAUCAGUUAUCGAAGCUCCGCAAGAUCUAAUGGAAAACCACUCAAAUAAAGAUGUAGAGAUGAUAAUCCGUGACGAGGAAUCAACUCGAAAAAACCAAACUUUUACAGAGAAACCACUGUUAUUUCUCCAAGAAUGGAUUGCCGUUCGACGUCGUGGCCAGGAUUUCACGCACACGCCCAUGGGGUAUGUGUGCCAGGGAAAACCUCUUGAUGCCGACCAUCCCUUCUUCUCGAAACGUGAACGAAGUCGAAUCGAAAAACCGUCCGGUGCUCCCAGGGGUAACCAGUUUAUUGAGCCCGAGACCGUAGAAGAUGCCGAUGUAGAUGAUUUCGAGUUGGUGGACGAUUUCGAUUUCGAUGAGGAUAUGAUGGAUGAGGACUGAGCGUUGGAGGCUAUUCUGGGCGAUUUUCUGGGCAGGGGUGUUGGUUGCAUGUUGGCUAUUGUGUCGAUAUUUUCAGGUCUUGUAAGAUUACAACUUUGCUUUCGUCUGCACUAUUUCUGCAUGAAGUAGAAGGACUAGAUAUUCUAUCAAAGACAUUUGUAUGAUUUGAUUGUUCACCUCACCAUACGUGUAACCCCGAAUUGCCAGCCACCAGGACCAGUCAUCGCGGGGUGUACACUCUCGAUAAGAUUUCAGAAGGGCUUACAACCCUGAAAUUACAAGAUCGGUCCGAUGAUUAUCAAAAUCAAGAUGAAACUGCUGCAUUUAUUACCGAGAGAAAAUGUCGCUCAUAGAUGAU
This is a messenger RNA of Talaromyces proteolyticus, 9996 nucleotides long. RefSeq lists its product as uncharacterized. The transcript is spliced from 4 exons. The coding region runs from base 51 to 9638 and encodes 3195 amino acids. The record is from RefSeq and is a predicted model, not a curated record. NCBI's taxonomy places the organism in Eukaryota, Fungi, Ascomycota, Eurotiomycetes, Eurotiales, Trichocomaceae.